AUGCCACUACAGCCACCGCCAUUGCUGCCUUCUCCAUCCUCCUCCCACUGUCUUACUCAUCCGAAUCGAUUUUGGACCACCACCACCACGACACCUCCUCCUCUGUCACGCAAUCAUCUUUUGGAGUUUCCUUUGAAUUUAGAGUAUCUGGAAGCUGAGUUCUUUUUGUAUGGUGCUUUCGGGCAUGGCUUGGAUACAGUUGAUCCGAGCUUAACCCUAGGAGGUCCAACUCCCGUCGGUGCUAAAAGGGCACAUUUGGACCACUUCGCUAGGGAUUUCAUCACGCAAUUUGGAUGGCAAGAAGUUGGACACUCGAGAGCUAUUAAGAAAACUGUGAAGGGUUUCCCAAGGCCAUUGUUGAAUUUAAGUGCAGAAUCAUUUUCUCAUGUAUUUGAUUCUGCAUUUGGGAGUCCCUUAAAUCCACCAUUUGACCCUUAUGCAAAUUCAAUCAACUAUCUCCUUGCAUCCUAUCUCAUUCCUUAUGUUGGUCUCACUGGCUAUGUUGGUGCAAGCCCUAUGCUCCAAGGUGCAACUUCCAAAAGGCUAGUUGCAGGUCUUUUGGGCGUGGAAUCAGGCCAAGAUGCAGUGAUUCGAGCAUUGCUAUAUGAGCACGCGAACCUGAUAGUGAAACCGUAUGGUAUUACAGUGGCUGAGUUCACAAAUCGCAUUUCAAGCCUAAGGAAUAAGCUAGGACGCACAGGUUUGAAAGAUGAAGGCCUUGUGGUUCACGAAUACAGAGGUGCUCAGGGAAAAAUCAGCGGCAACAUUCUCGCUAGAGACAAGUACUCAGUCGUAUAUGGUAGCGGUGAUGAACGUGUCACUGGCGGUAUCUACCCUAAAGGAGCUGACGGCCGGAUUGCUAAAUCUUAUUUGAAAAAGGAAUAGAACCUGAACAAAUGG
This is a messenger RNA of Malus domestica (apple), 900 nucleotides long. RefSeq names its product desiccation-related protein PCC13-62-like. The record is from RefSeq and is a predicted model, not a curated record. NCBI's taxonomy places the organism in Eukaryota, Viridiplantae, Streptophyta, Magnoliopsida, Rosales, Rosaceae.